Molecule: messenger RNA, 6708 nt
Organism: Stegostoma tigrinum
Lineage: Eukaryota; Metazoa; Chordata; Chondrichthyes; Orectolobiformes; Stegostomatidae
Exons: 12
Coding region: 721-3996 (1091 amino acids)
Source: RefSeq, a predicted model, not a curated record
GUGAAAGGAACUUGUUGGUGACCACACGUGCCUCCCGUUCCUUGAUCCGGAAGCUAACUGGUGGAUCUUGCUCAAGAAGGUUGCUCUACGUGGGCCACCAAGCUAGAAAUCGGGUGGUGGGCUCUCGGUGUAGUAUCACCUCGCGGUAUUGGUCUUUUCUGCGUAAAUUUGAUUCCUCUGCUGUUGCUGUCUUUACUUCCGUCUUAUUUCACAAGGUUAUCACUGAUCAUCUUCUCAGCCUUUCUUUACCACAGUUACAAGCAGCUCCUUCACAGGAAGCCUCGCCCAUGAUUGCAACAGUGCAACACGCAUUUUCUGACCGGAUAUUUUGAUCCCCAAUGGUUCUGAAAGCUGUAAAGAGGCCACUUUCCCUUAAAGGCGUAUGUAGAAACGUACACUUAAUUAUCAAGACAGAAAACACGAUUGAUUUCAAUGUUGUAAAUAGCUGAAAUGGCGAUGCACAUUGACCCCGUCCUAUUUGCUGGGCGUAUCCCUCAACUAAGAUCGCAAAGUCAGUUUCUGAAACAUUUCUAUCGAACUAAAUAAACUUAAAACAAUACACAUAUUCAUCGAGGAUGUGAUACGGUUGUCGUGUUACAAAUCAGCAACUAAAUGUCCGAGCUUUAAACGCCAAUACUGAAGCGCAGUAGGUUUUUUUUGGAGGGAUGUGCCAAUGUGAUAAGGUGGAAAUCGAAAGUGAAAUUAUUUUUCUUCUGCGAAAUGGCGGUCCGAAUGUUACUGCGGGGAAGGUAUCUCCAAAUGAGAAUUAAGGCUUCCGCGGAGGCUCUCGUGUUGUACGUUGUGUUCGUCUGUGUCGCAGAAACCUUGGAUGUGACCAUAUUUUCCAACCCAACAAAUGUCUUUGUGACAGAAGAUGUUACCCUGGAAUGCAAAUUUACUGGUAAUGCUGCUUUCAACCUAACAAAUGUUGGGGUCCAGUGGUUUGGGCCCUCAAGAAAGGAGAUCUAUACCUUUGAUGGAGGGGAACAUACUUCAAAAAGACCAGGAGCAAAGAUCUUUGAAGCUGGAUUACGGAAAGGAGAUGCUUCACUUUUUCUUCCAAAUAUACAGAUUGAAGAUGAAGGGACAUACACUUGUAUUGUAUUUGUCACACCUCUCAAAGCUGAAAAGAGUUCAGAACUACAGGUGUCAGCUGAACCAGAGGUCCAUUUGCCCACAGAUGACAUUGCUGUUCAGAAUGGAACAGAGAGAUCUGUGAGUUGUACUGUUAAAGGAUUUUACCCUCAGAAACUUGAUCUCACCUGGGAAAAGGAAACAACAAAGGGAAUUGAGGAACUAAAAGAUAAUUUCUGCACUGGUGCACUAAUUUCCAUGGAUAAUGGAACUUUCAGUGUUUCUAGCAGACUAUGGAUUGAGCCAACAUUGAAAGAUAAUGGUAAUGUAUACAGGUGUAAUGUGAAACACCGCUCGCGCCCCGAAGGUAUUAUCAGCACAACUCGACUCACAGUUACAGAGCCUGAGAGAGAUUCUUCAGUUGGAACAGUUGUUUGGAGCGUAUUUGGUACAUUCAUUAUUUGUGCAGCUUUAUUGUUUAUUGCAUGGUUCUACUGGAGAAAUAAAAAAGUUCCUCCAGAAAUUAUUGAAAUGAAACCCCCUUCCAUCCUUCACCAUUUGGAGGAAGAUUUCAUCGAUUACCACGUCUCUGGAUUUAGACCUUCGAAGAUUCGCGUUGUUUUAAUCUUGAAGAGGAGAGAGAAUGGAAAUGGAAAAAAAAUUUUAGAAUGGCACAGCACAGAUGGGAAUAAUGUAAAUAAUGUACAAACAAUGUGCCCAAAUAAUCAAGAUGAAGUGCAGCUUUUUGUAAAUAAUUGUGAAGAGGAUAGAUCUUUUUCACCUUUGGAACCAACUUUAUCCUGUAACAGUAAUAGAACUUUCAAGUUAAAGGGCACAGUCAAAGUCUGUCCUGAUGUGAAAAGUGAUAAUGGGGCUGAAUUAAUUCUUGAAGUUUAUCAUGAUGCUGUUUCCCAAGUCAAGUCAAUAGCCAUAAGACUGGAUGUUAAAGCAGUCCCGCCAAAAAUUUCAAACAUUGUGGUGCCACUUCGUGUCUGUCAUAAUGAGCCUGCAGCCUUGGUUUGUUCAAUAAUUGGAUUUAAACCAAAUUCUCUUCAAAUCACAUGGCAACAAAUCAGGAAGGAUAAUAAAGUGGAACUUGUUCGAUUUCAUCAGGGCAGGACUGUCUUUGCUACUAACAAUGGUAACAAGUGCAAGUAUCAUCAUCAAAUCAGUGAAGUAGAAUAUGAAGAUAAAUCCUAUGGUCUUACCAGUGCCCUAGUUAUUUUGCCAGCAAUACCGCAAGACCAAGAAACAAGGUAUAUCUGUGAGGUACAACAUGAUGAGUCUUACACUAUCAAGCAGAGAGAUACAAUUCUGCGAAUUACAGCCCCACCAAAAUUGGACAGGAUAGUGUGUAAUGUAGAAAAACCAGUUGCAGGAGAGUGCAUAACUUUGCAGUGUCAAAUACAUUCUUUUUAUCCUCCUGGAAUAGUAAUAACAUGGUUGAAACAAGGUAAAAAAGUGACAGAAAAAUUUGAACAAAGUGAGCCCACACUGGGAAUUGAUGGACUCUAUCGCUUGACCACUAGUUUAAAGGUUACACUGAGCAGAACUGAUGUUGGGAAGAAAUAUGCUUGCCAAGUAAGCCAUGAAAGUCUAGAACAGCCAUUGGAAGUUGACUGGAAGGUUGAUCAUUUCAUAUUAGCACCAAAGGUAACAGAAGUUACAGUUGAUCCUGUUCACCCAAAGGUGGGAGAACUUGUAACCCUUUCCUGUAAAGCUUACGAUUUCUUCCCAAAAGACAACGAAAUAUUCUGGCUGAAAGGGUUUGAGAGAACUAAAGAUGGAGUUGAAAUGGAUGACACUGUAUUCGAUAGCUCGUCUAGUUUGUACUCUCGACGGUCCAAAAGGACAUUCAGUCCAACUGACAUGGACCAUGGAAAAGAGUUCAAAAUGCAGAUUCUUCACACUGGGACUUCAAAUAAGCCUGUCUCAUCCAGUCAUGUUUUGAAACUAUUUGGAAUACCAUAUGUUGAAGAUAUCAAACUUGUUCCACCAGAAGCCAAAUAUGGUAGUGACCUUACUAUGACAUGCCGUGUCACUAACUUUCUCCCACAAGACAUUAAUGCAGCUUGGCAACAAGAUGGCAACCAGGUAGUCAAGGAAAUCUCAGUUAAAGGACCUGUGAAGGAGAAAGAUGGAUGCUCUUCUGUGACAUUUCAGUUACAAAUAAGACCAACUGCACUAAAUUUUAAUCAAGAAUUUUCUUGCCAAGUGAGCCAUGUUAAAUUAAAGGCUCCAGUUACAAAAAAGACAGUUUUAAUACUUCCAGCUUUGUCUCCUACCUUGUCUUCUAUUAAGCUUGAUCCAAAUUCCUUUGAAGUUAAUCAGAAACUAACAUUCAGUGUUACAUUGACAAAAUAUGCUCCUGCUGCAGUCGAAAUAAAGUGGUUUAAAAACGAGACACGUUCAAAUAUGAUUCACAAACCUGUGGAAAUUGCUAGUGAUGGUCUUUGCUCAUCAGUUACAAGCACAGAAUUUGUUGCAACUGAGAAGGAUGAUGAGUGUGUCAUCAGAUGUGAAGUGUUUCAUCCAGCAACAAAAGAAAUUCAAGAGAAAACUUUCACAUUAUUCCUUAAAGGUAUUAAAAAUGAAGAAUCGCCUUAUUCAGAUCUAUUGAAAGAUGAAGGGGUAUCACAGAUAACUUGCGAGACACCACAUCCUCAAGCUGGCCAACCUGUAACGAUUUCCUGCACUGUUACGGGAUCUUCUUUAGAAGACACACACAUCACUUGGUACAAAGAUAUUUAUCCUUUAGAUGAAACCAGCUGCAUUAAAAAGAAACCAUUUGAAACUGGUGUAGGUUUCACCACUGCAUUAACUUUCACACCAAAGCAAGAAGAUGAUAAUUGUCAGUUCCAAGUUAAUAUUAUCACUGAGAUGGACCCAGUCAGCAGAUAUUUCAAACUGAAAUUAAGUUGAGUUGGUAUGGCAGUUUCUGAAACAGUAAUCAAUGUAUUCUGAUUUAGUAGCUACAAAGUGGAGGGAUAUUCUUGCUUACACUUCAUAAUGUAUAAUAAAACAUUUCAUAGUUGAAAUGUUGGAUUUGGGAUCAACAUUAGCUUUGUUUAUUUUAUCUUCAUCCAUUUUAGUCUGAGAUUUACUGGUCACUAAUAAAUUUAUCCUGGAGCAUUGUAAUCUCUAUAUUUUCUACUUGAAUGAACAGUACUAAUAUUUUUGUUCUUGUUAGCUGAAUGAUCAAAAGCAAUGGAGAAAAGCCAUUAACUAGCUAAUAACAGAUUGAAUAUUAAAAAUAUACCUUAAAAGCCAAUCUUUGUGUCAAAACAGAAUAUAUUAAUGAAAGAUAGUCACAACUGUUACUGUGAAGGGGGAAAUGGCUGCUAAAAUAAAUUCCACAUAGCAUGUGGACUGAGAGAGAAGUGUGAAAAAACCAGGAUAAAGUGUGAGGAAAUAUUGUGUGAUAUCACCUUCAGUGUUGCUUUUGUUCACAGUCAUGACUGGCCUGAAACAACACAGUGUUGGAGCUGGAGGAGCAAAGCAGGUCAAACAGCAUCAGAAAGUUGACGUUUCAGGUUGGGACGCUUGGAGGGUGAAGGGAGCUCAGAAAUAAACAGAGAGAGAAGAGCUGGGGCUGGGGAAGGUAGGUGAGAUGGUGGUAGGUGAAAACAGGGAGUGGUGGGGAUUGGUUAGCGGAUGGGUGGGACACACAGGUGGCAGGAGAAGAUGGACAGGAUGUGUCAGGUCAUGGAGGCAGUGAUGAAAGGGAGGGUUGGAUAUGGGAUGAGGCCGGGGUGGGAAGACUUUAAAACUGGCGAAUUCUAUGCUUAGGCCAUCAGGUUGUAGGCUCCUGAGGCAAAAUAUGAGGUGUUGCUCCUCCGGUUUGCAUUUGGUGCCAUUGUGGCACUGGAGGACGCCCAAGAUGGACAUAUCACCCAGGGAGUGGGAGGGAAGUUAAAAUGGCUGGUAAGCGGAUGGUGUUGCCGUUUGUUCAUCAUGCCUGUAAUGUUGCACAUGACCUCUUGAAUAGAGAAAUUGGCUCUGGUGUCUCCAGUUGCCAUUUUCUGUAUACAUUGUGUGCAACCUUCUCCUGCAAUGCAAAAAAUGUAACAACCAUAUGUGCCUGAGAUAAUGUUGCGUAGUACCAAUGUUAUUGAGUAAGUUGAGGUUGCAGCAGUGGUGAGAGCAGUUGGAGGAAAAUAGACUGGUAAAGUAAUUGUAGGAAGUGAAGUAAAACAGGGGAGCAGAAUGUUAGGAGUAGUUGUAGGUGUGCGGAGAACCAUUGAGAUAAGAGGUGGAAUUCCUGGCCAUAUCUGAAAGAUUUGCCAGAACUGCAGCUAUGUCCUAUGAGCUAAGAUGACAUUAGUUUCCUUCGUUGUCUUAUUUUUGUGUUGAUACUUGAAAAACUUUCUAGCUCUUGGUUGUUUCAGCUAAGUGUUGUGUCUAUGAGGCUAAAGUUGCUUGAAGCCUAAUCCUUUGAUUAGUAACAAGUAUCUUGCUCGGAUUUAUGAAUUUUCAGCCUGCAAAUGGCAUGUGCGUUUUGAUACUCAUCCCACUCUAAUGGAGCAGAGAAAUGAGUAAGUAGUAUAUAUUGUCCCACUUCAGUUUGAUAGGUAUUUUUAGUUUUCAAAGAAAAAAAUCAAUUAGUUUAAUUCAAGACUCAGCAGUGCUGAAGAUAUACAGUAAUAGCAUAAUUGAAGAGACAGCUCAAUACCAUAACAACGUGUGUUUUUGUGCUGUUUAGGAAGCCCACUUUAUAGUUCAUUUCAUACACAAAGUACAUUACUUUGUAAUAAUAAGGUGCAUUUGUUGAUGACUAUUGGAUCCACUUUAAAAUGAAGACAGUUUAUUCACAGACUGUUGUUUGGAUGCUUCAUCUGAAAAUUUAUGAACAAACAGUAUUAAUAACCAUUUCAAAAAAUGGAAACUUUGUGAACUAUUUUUGUAUUCCACAUUUGAGAAUAUGUCUGAAUUUGCCAUUUUGCCAAGGUGUAUGUUUAUGCAAUGUUACUAUAUUGGAACAGUUAUUUUUGUAUUUUGACUACCUAUUCAACUAACUGAAAAUUAUUAUUUGAGAAAUAGUUGCAAUAAUAGAUAUUUCUGCUUUUUCCUCUUGACUCUUCCCCAACAACACACUCUUUCUGAAUUGGAAAGAUAAUUCAAGAAUCUUUUCCAGCACAAAAUCUAAACUGACACCUCGGAUUAGUACCAAGGGAAGUCCUGCAGUGCUAAGAAUACUGUGUCCUCCAUAUGACACAUUAAAAGCAGGCCCAUUGACCUUGUGGUCAUUGUAAUUGUGGCUGCCUUUUUGGGCAGAUGAUUUAUAUUAGCUAGGAAUUAGAACAUGUUUCAAUUCCUCUAACCUUUUCUGGCUAACUAUUAAUGUAUGCAAUUGGAAGCCUUCUGAAGUUGAUUACUGUGACUCAGAGUUGACAACUUUUGUAGAGACUUCCAAAUGGCUGGUAAUUGUCCAUUAGAAAUUACGAGUUGCCAAGACAUUAUUGGAGAGUCAAUGUCAUUCCCCAAUUAUCAGGAAACCAAAAUAUCUGGGCCAUUGUAUGAAAUGGCUUACAAUUGAGAUUUGUUUUUAUUAAUAUCAAUUUAAAUAUCAAUUUUAAUUGUUUUUUUAAAAAAGUCAAAUUAAGAUUUAGUUGACAGAACUUUCUUUGUAUCUAU